AUGCACAAUGGUUAUGCGUUGAACCCAAAAAUACCUAUUUCUCCAGAUAUGAAAAUUGCCGAAAUAGGUACAGGAACAGGAAUCUGGCUUCAAGACAUAGCAUCAGAACUGCCAGAAACUGUCCAGCUUCAUGGCUACGAUGUUUCCGCAAACCAAUUUCCCCCUGCAUCACUUUGCCCACCAAACCUGACAUUUGCUACACUUGAUGCAUUUGGAGAUGUUCCUGCACAUCUUGUUGAGACAUAUGAUGUCGUCCAUUUGAGAUUUUGGUGCGCCAUAAUUAGGGGCAACGACCCUGGUGCGCUUAUCCGUCAUGCUGCAAGGCUACUGAAGCCCGGGGGAUACUUGCAGUGGGAGGACGCAGAUAUGGGAAAGCCAGUUGUGCGAGGGGACGAGGCAGAGGCCUUUCAUAAACUUGGCAUGUCGGUUCUCCAGACCUUUAACGUCUUGUUAGACUGGAUUGGAGACAUUCCAAAUCUCGUCGUGGACGACGGAUUAACAGUUGUACAUAGCGCAACUAGUUCUUUCCACUCUACCUUGGUACCCCUUGCUAUCAGGACGUAUUUGGCUGGUUGGGCUGAGCUUUUCCAGUUAGUAGGCAAGACCAAAGAUCCAUCCCUUCCAACCGCCAGUGAGUGCCAGAAGGUUUUAUUCGCACUAGACGCGGGCGUCAAAACUGGGGCACUGUACUACUGGUUGCCGGUGAAUCUGCUCGCUCGGAAGCCCGGUACAGAGUAG
Messenger RNA from Trichoderma aggressivum f. europaeum, 738 nucleotides. RefSeq lists its product as uncharacterized. The record is from RefSeq and is a predicted model, not a curated record. NCBI's taxonomy places the organism in Eukaryota, Fungi, Ascomycota, Sordariomycetes, Hypocreales, Hypocreaceae. The transcript has 4 exons. The coding region runs from base 1 to 738 and encodes 245 amino acids.